This is a messenger RNA of Selaginella moellendorffii, 983 nucleotides long. RefSeq lists its product as uncharacterized. The transcript has 3 exons. Bases 1 to 891 code for a protein of 296 amino acids. The record is from RefSeq and is a predicted model, not a curated record. NCBI's taxonomy places the organism in Eukaryota, Viridiplantae, Streptophyta, Lycopodiopsida, Selaginellales, Selaginellaceae.
AUGGAGGGACUGCAAGUGCUGCAGGAUCGAGCCACCACAGUGGAGACGCUCCUCGCGUACCUCAAAUCCAAGGCCAGAGUCAUGGCUCUUCCAAGGUACGCCUUCGCCUCGUGCGGCAUCCGGAAGAAAGAAGGCGUCGGCUAUGUCGACAAGAGGGGCGUCCCAAUGGCGGAUUGGCUCAAAGGGGCAGCGACGAAUCCAGACGAGAACGAUUGUGCCGGAGGAGCGCGGGGAUUGAGCGACGAACUCGUGGCCGCCAUCGAGAGUAACGUCUUGCGAAGCUUGUCCGAGCGAGGCGAGGUGGAGUACGUCCAGAGGACGACGGUGGCGGUGGCACAGGUCGCGGACGCCAUGGAAGCUUUGCUCAAGAGGGCAAUCAUAGCCGAGGCGGAGGUGGAGGUGGAGCAAGUCCGGGCGAGGAUGAGCGAGGAGGAGGUGACGAGGAAGUCUAUACAGAUCGAGGAGAUGUGGUGUCGCGUGGAGGAGAUGGAGAGGGUGGCGGUGGGAACCAGCGGGAUUCUAAAGGAGAUGCAAGUCAAGCUCGAGGACAUGGAGAUGGAGACGUCGCGGCAGCGGCACCGUGCCAACGAGAACGAGCAGGAGCUCUCCAAAGUCCGGCGUGACUUUGGGAUUCUAAGAUCGAGCGUGGAUAGCCUGGUAAAAGCUCGCGAGACCAUAAGAUCGAUGGAGAGACGCAUCGAAGAAGUGGAGAGAAUCUCCGAGCGGCUAACAGCUCGUGUUGGCGGCCUGGAAGCUGGAAAGCGAAACAAAGAGGCCGAGGUCCAAAAGCUCAUGCUCGAGAAUGACAAGCUCCAAGCUCGACUUGACAACAAAGAAGCGGAACUGGCAGCAGUGAGCGAGCAAGUUAAGAUGCUUGCCAGGCUCUCGUGAAACCAAAGUUUUCCCUUGUUCUUCUUCACGUGCAUUCAAACUUUUACAGCGAUGGAUAGAAAGCGCGCAAAAAACUCCUUUUUAACGCUGUG